This is a messenger RNA of Emiliania huxleyi CCMP1516, 1201 nucleotides long. It is a transcript of the gene Fpg1-2, whose product is annotated as putative formamidopyrimidine-DNA glycosylase. Gene Ontology annotation, biological process: base-excision repair. Gene Ontology annotation, molecular function: damaged DNA binding; DNA N-glycosylase activity; zinc ion binding. The transcript is spliced from 3 exons. Gene Ontology annotation, cellular component: nucleus. The coding region runs from base 17 to 1201 and encodes 394 amino acids. Lineage: Eukaryota; Haptophyta; Isochrysidales; Noelaerhabdaceae. The record is from RefSeq and is a predicted model, not a curated record.
CAAGCCGCGCGCAACGAUGCCCGAGCUUCCGGAGGUGGAGGCCCAGCGCAGUACCAUCGAGGCUGCGACGCUUGGGCGCCGCAUCGCCACCCUGAUUGCCGUGGAGCAGGGCGGCGGGCCGCGUGAAGGGCAGUUCGACGACAAGGUGAUUGCAGAGGAAGUCACGCCCGACGUCCUGGCCAUCACGCUGCAGGAUCGGUGGGUGCUCGGCGUGCGUCGCCGAGGCAAGCAGCUCUGGCUGGAGCUCGGCGAGAGCAAGGGCGGCGCUUGCUGCGCGUGCCUCCUUAUCCACAUGGGCAUGACCGGCGCUGUGAUCGUGCAGGGCGUCGCCGCCCCCGUCUACAAGUCAUUCGCUGUCGACGAGACGGCGUGGCCGCCUCGCUUCACCAAGCUGGAGCUGCUGAUGGCCGAUGCAGCGGGCGUCUCCGCGCCCUGCGUCCGCCUGGCCUUCACCGACCCGCGUCGCUUCGGGCGGGUGCUGCUCCGAGGCGCCGACCCGUUCUCCCGGCCGCCGCUGAGCGCCCUCGCCGCCGACCCGGUCACGGACCCGCCGUCGGCUGAGGCGUUCGCGAGCGUGCUGCGGCGGGUGCGCGCGCCGAUCAAGGCCGCGCUCCUCGACCAAGGCCGCGUCGUCUGCGGCGUUGGCAACUGGGUGGCUGACGAAGUGCUGUACCAGGCGGGCGUGCUGCCGGCGGCGCCCUGCGAGAGCCUCUCCGAGGAGCAGCUGGCGGCGAUCCACGCGCAGGUGCUCGCCGUCUGCACUGCCGCGUGCGGCCGCCUCGAGCGCGGCUGCGACUUCCCCGGCCAAACGUCGGGCUCGAUGGCGUCGCCGCUCGGCCGGAUCCACUUUGACACCGUCGGAGGGAGGACGACGGCCUUCGUGCCGGCCCGGCAGGUAAAGGGGCAGGCGGCGGGCAAGGCGGGAGGCGAGGCCAAAGGCAAGGCGGGGGGCAGGAAGGGGGCGGCGUGCGGCGGGGCCGCGGCCUCGGGUGGGGCAGGCUCGGCUGCCAUCCUGGCGGGCGGGUGGGCGACGCUGACUGGCCUCGCGUCGCGCGCCGACCUCAACGGCGCGCAGGCGCAGGUGCUGAAGCGGUGCACCGGCAAGGCGACGGCUGGGCGGUGGAAGGUCAAGGCGCACUCGCAGCGACCUGGGCCGCUCCGCCUCGCAGUGUGGGCGGCGACCCUUGACGAGUCUUGCUGA